AUGGCUCCGGUGCCAAAGAACACCAAAUUUCAUUUCACACAUCCAAACCACCCCUUGAUUUUUCUCUCCGACGAUCAAGAUUACUACUGCGACGGCUGCAAAACCAUCGGCUCCGACAGCCGAUUCCGAUGCCACGGCUGCGAUUUCGACCUACAUGAAUUCUGCGCCAAUUGCCCGGAAAAGCUAUCCUUAUUCAUCCACCACCACCAUCUGACUUUGGACGUCCUUAAGCCCGAAGCUGCUGCCCCCGGCGGCCGGUUUUGCGAUGUCUGCCUGGGACCCGUCGAGGGCCUGUACUACCGAUGUAAAGAUUGCAACUUUGACGCCCACCCACUGUGCACCCAACUCCCCCAAGAGCUUGACCAUGUGAUCGACAAAAACCAUCCUUUAAACCUCCAAAAGCUGCCCUUUGGAAGCUGUGUUGUUUGCACAACUGAUUGUUCAUCUCGUUGGGUGUACGGAUGUGAUAUUUGUGGUCUCAAUAUCCAUCUUGACUGCCUUUUGGAGCCCUACGACUCGCCGCCCGCUCACUCGACCGAGCCUCCAGUUCCACCGCCGAGUGGGACUACCUCACGUGGGAUUUCGUUUGCACCGCCGCCGUGGCCAACUGGGCCAACUGGACCACCUCCAGCUCCUUAUGGUUUCGCCGUCCCUUAUUUUGGCUAUCCUGUUGGAUUCGGGUAUGGAUAUUCCUACAAUAAUUAUGGUUAUUAUCAAGCAAGUCAAUAUGGAUAUGAAGCACCGCCGCCCCCGCCGCCGCCACGUGAGAGAACGCUUACAAAAUCAAUGUUUUCUCUGGUGGGUAAACUGACCAUGGGUGCAGUUACCAGUUCCAUUUUUGGGAUGCCUUUAAAUUUUUAG
Messenger RNA from Cucurbita pepo subsp. pepo (vegetable marrow), 861 nucleotides. RefSeq lists its product as uncharacterized. Lineage: Eukaryota; Viridiplantae; Streptophyta; Magnoliopsida; Cucurbitales; Cucurbitaceae. The record is from RefSeq and is a predicted model, not a curated record.